AUGUCUCUGGGGCUGGAGCUGGCGUGCGUGCUGCUGAUCCUGGGCACGGCCCGGGCAAUGAUUCCCAUCCAGUGCGGAACGCCGGCCCACGUGGAGAGCGGGGUGUGCUGCCCCACCUUCUGGGGCGACGGCUCACCGUGCGGAUCAGCCUCGGGCCGGGGGGUGUGCCAGGACGUCACGGGGGAGACCCCGCAGGAGCGGGCAGAGCGGGAGAGGGUGCAGCGCAACUCGCGGGACUUCCGCCUGUGGUGGCCCACCUACUUCUUCAGGCGUCUGUGCGUGUGCCGUGGGAACUUUGGUGGCGCCGACUGUGGGGAGUGCGCCCACGGCUGGCGGGGGGCAUGGUGCCAGGCCAGGCACAUAGUCAUCCGCCGGGACAUCUCCGCCCUGCCCCUGGCCCAACAGCGACUUUUCGUGCAAAGGCUGCACCAGGCGAAGGUCACUCUCAGUCAGCGCUACGUCAUCUAUGCCAGCAGGAGUUACACACCCGGCUCUGCCAUGACCUUCCGCCGUGCCAGCGUCUACGAUGCGACUUCCUACUUGCACUACAUCGCCUCCAAGAACAUCGGCUCGACUGAUUCCAACUUUGGGCACCGCAGCACAGGCUUCCUGAGCUGGCACCGGCUGUACCUCAUCCGCCUGGAGAACGAGAUCCGCAACAUGACCGGGGACCAGGAUUUCUCCAUUCCCAUAUGGAACUGGGCCGGGAAAACCCACUGUGACGUCUGCACCAACAACCUCUUCGGGGCCAGUCUCCCAGACGGGCAUCUCUCCCCGGGUUCUAUAUUCAGCAGCUGGAGGGUAAGGAGGGACGUGGGCACCUCGGAGGGCGGAUUCGGAAUCCUGGCUUCCAUUGAUGGUUUGUCUCUCUCUCUCCUUUACUCCAAGAAAUUCUGUGACGAGGUUGAGAACCAGCAGUCGGGUUUUCACCAGGUCUGUUCCCCAGUGCCCGGUGGUCCCAUCGUCCGAUACAACCACAACAACGAGCUGCCCACCUGGAGUGACGUGCGAAGCUGUCUGCAGAUGCAGGCCUUCGACACUCCUCCCUACGACACCACCGCCACCUACUCUUUCCGGAACAUGCUGGAAG
Molecule: messenger RNA, 1090 nt
Organism: Chiloscyllium plagiosum (whitespotted bambooshark)
Lineage: Eukaryota; Metazoa; Chordata; Chondrichthyes; Orectolobiformes; Hemiscylliidae
Source: RefSeq, a predicted model, not a curated record